GCCAGAAGGCGCAGCGCGGGUAAAGGGGCCGCUCCGAGCGGUGGGAGCGUUUAGCAGUCGCGCACCGCCUCGCGCUGUCCUGCUGCCCACCCCUCCCCCUGCCCGCCGCCGUCACCUGGGAAACCGGCCGCGACCGCCAGCCUAUCCGAACCUGAUUUCAUGGCAGCCGUGAAGGAAGCAGUUUUGGGGCCUUUGGUGGGGGCGGUGGAUCAGGGCACCAGCUCCACGCGGUUUUUGGUGUUCAAUUCAAAAACAGCUGAACUACUUAGUCAUCAUCAAGUGGAAAUAAAACAAGAGUUCCCAAGAGAAGGAUGGGUGGAGCAAGACCCUAAGGAAAUUCUGCAGUCUGUCUAUGAGUGUAUAGAGAAAACAUGUGAGAAGCUUCGAGAGCUCAAUAUUGAUAUUUCCUACAUAAAAGCUAUUGGUGUCAGCAAUCAGAGGGAAACCACCGUCGUCUGGGACAAGUUGACUGGAGAGCCACUCUACAAUGCUUUGGCCGCUCCAGUUUCUCCUGACCGCUCGGUUGGAUUUGCCGUUGUUGCCUCUGGCUCUCCAGUUCCAGCUGCCGCUACUUCCUCAGUGUGGCUUGAUCUAAGAACCCAGCCUACCGUUGAUUGUCUUAGGAGAAGAAUUCCAGGAAAUAAUAACUUUGUCAAGUCCAAGACAGGCCUUCCAAUUAGCACUUACUUCAGUGCUGUGAAACUUCGUUGGCUCCUUGACCAUGUGAGAAACGUCCGAAAAGCUGUUCAAGAAGGUAGAGCUCUUUUUGGGACCAUUGAUUCAUGGCUUAUUUGGAGUUUGACAGGAGGAGCCAAAGGAGGUGUCCAUUGUACAGAUGUAACAAAUGCCAGUAGGACGAUGCUUUUUAACAUUCAUUCUUUGGAAUGGGAUAAAGAGCUCUGCGACUUUUUUGGAGUUCCAAUGGCGAUUCUUCCCAAUGUCCGGAGUUGUUCUGAGAUCUAUGGCCUCAUGAAAAUCUCUCAUAGCCUGAAAGCUGGGGCCUUGGAAGGUGUGCCAAUAUCCGGGUGCUUGGGAGACCAGUCUGCUGCAUUAGUGGGACAAAUGUGCUUUCGGGAUGGACAAGCCAAAAACACGUAUGGAACAGGCUGUUUCUUACUUUGUAAUACAGGCCAUAAGUGUGUAUUUUCUGACCAUGGCCUUCUGACCACGGUGGCUUACAAACUAGGCAGAGACAAGCCGGUAUAUUAUGCACUGGAAGGUUCUGUCGCUAUAGCUGGUGCUGUUAUUCGCUGGCUGAGAGACAAUCUUGGAAUUAUAAGUACCUCAGAGGAAAUUGAAAGACUUGCUAAAGAAGUAGGUACUUCUUAUGGCUGCUACUUUGUCCCAGCAUUUUCAGGGUUAUACGCACCUUAUUGGGAGCCCAGUGCGAGAGGGAUCAUCUGUGGUCUUACUCAGUUCACCAAUAAAUGUCAUAUUGCUUUUGCUGCAUUAGAAGCUGUUUGUUUCCAAACUCGAGAGAUUUUGGAGGCCAUGAACCGCGACUGCGGAAUUCCACUCAGCCAUCUGCAGGUAGAUGGAGGAAUGACCAGCAACAAAAUUCUUAUGCAGCUACAAGCGGACAUUCUGUAUAUUCCAGUGGUGAAGCCCUCGAUGCCUGAGACAACGGCACUGGGAGCUGCCAUGGCCGCAGGGGCUGCAGAAGGAGUUGGUGUCUGGAGUCUAGAACCUGAGGAUUUGUCAGCAGUUACAAUGGAGCGGUUCGAACCACAGAUCAAUGCUGACGAAAGUGAAAUUCGUUAUUCUACAUGGAAAAAGGCUGUGAUGAAGUCAAUAGGUUGGGCUACAACUCGGCCUUUUGACAGAGGUGACCCUAGUAUCUUCUGUAGUCUGCCCUUGGGCUUUUUUAUAGUGAGUAGCAUGGUAAUGUUAAUCGGAGCAAGGUACAUCUCAGGUAUUCCAUAAACAAUACCAACUCAUGGAUUCCCAAGAUGUGUGAGCUUUUUACAUAAUGAGAGAAUCCAGCAAUUUUGCCUCUUAAUGUGAUGACACUAUUCAUAGACUGUGGCUUUAUUGAUAAGCCACUUGCUGCAUGACUCUUCAAGUAGACCUGUGCCUUGAAAUAAAAUGCAGCAGAAAGAAUGCUAUAGAAACAUCUGGUGUGUUUUUUAACUCAACAGUUAAUGUGCGGCUGACCCCCUCUAUUGCCAUAGUAUUCUGCACUAAUUCCCUUUAAGAUCUAGGAAGAAUUCAGAUCUGUUUAUGGAAUUUUUUAUCAAACAGACUGAAACACUGAUGGAUCGAGAUUUGAGUCUUUGCACUACACACAUUUAAUUAAGAGGUUAUUACUAACCGGGUAAAAUUGAGGGAUUUUUAAAAAACAGAUCCCAAAAGUUCUCUUUUCUGUGCCUUAGGGAGACCACAACAUCUUCACUGAAUGCCUAAUGGGAACCUGUCGUAAAUGGUUAAAAUGGAAAUUCAGUACUCUGAUAGCUUAGAUAUUUUACUGGAAAUUAUUUGCCAAAACUGAAAUUCUGCAGACAUUUUACACAGUCUCACUAGUUACACUGAAUUUGCUAACUGGAUCUUACGGGGAAGGACACUUUUUCCUCUUGUUUUUUGUUUUUCUUCUUUUCCAUCUCUCCUUUUUUUUUAUAUUUUUUACUUUGUGUGUUAACAGACAUGCCCAUAUGUUUCCUAUUAUGUGGGUAAAUUGAGAGCACAUUGUAUUCAAUAGGUUAUAACAGGGCUGGUGUUCAGUGGACCACUAUGUAUAUAAAUAUUUGGGGAAAAUGGUCAUAUACAUUUUGGGGCAAAGGUUAUGCACAUUAUUUACUAGAAGAAACUUUCUUAAAGAGCCAGCAUUUAAAAUUUAAGUUUAUGUUCUAUGCCAAUUAAAGACAAUGUACUUUACUGUGAAUUCAACUAUAUUUCUUAUACGUUGCCUGUUUAUUUAAUUGUCUUAUCUUGGAUGUAUGCUGAAAAAAGAAAAAACUGCAGUAAACAUUGUUUUCAAUCACAAGCUCUGGUCCAAAUAAAGUAGUCUCCCCCCCACCCUACUUAAUUUUAGACAUAUUUGGGGGCUGGGGGAGGGAUGAGAGUAUAUAAAAAAGAUGGAAAAAAACUUACAUUAAAAAACAAAAAAUUAGGAAUAAAGGCAAGAGUCUUUUUCAGUCCAAAUAUAUGUCUCCUGCCAGCAAGAAAUUAUAUUUUGUAUUCAGGAUGACAAUGAAUUAUCUCUGCUUCAUGUCAUAUUACAACUGGAAAAGCUUUACCACUAGAAAUGCCUUGUAGUGAAACCAAGAAUUUCUCAAACUAUUUAAUAGUACAUGUUAUAAGACUUCACCUAGUCCAGCUUAGCAUUGAUUUUUUUUUUUAAUAUUUUAAAAUUAGUUUGUUACUUUAAUACAGAAAACAAACUAUUGCCUCCUCGUUAUUUCUUCCAUCAGUGCAGAAGAUGAGGAAAGAUAAAAUAUAACAGGUUUUGGCAUUUUUUUUUUGAAUUCAUGGUAGCCUGCUGUUUAUAAAUUAUUCCAUCUCCUGUUUUUUUUUAAUGCAGCUGAUGCUUAAGUGAUGCAAUUAUUAUUGAAAGAUACUAGGCAAUUAUUACUUGGUGGCAAGAUACUUCGCGAUGUAAUUACAUUUUUACGAAGAUGGUUGAGUUAAUUGUAAAUGAUUUGUGAAAAUCACUGUUCAAAUAAUUUUAGGAUUAUAUUUUUGCUGUAAGUUGCAAGAUUUAUAAAUUACAUUCGAAAUCAGACAUGUUGAUAUUUUGAUGAUAAAUUUACUUAAUUGGUCCCUCAUUCUUACUUACAUUUCUCAUUUACAGACUAGAACUUAGAUCAAAAUUAAGAAAAGUGCCUCAGGAGAUGUGAAAUUCAGCUGUUAGCACUUGAUCAGGCACGUUCUGAAGAGUCAACCAACAGCUAGAGAAGUGGCUUCUGGAUAUGAUGGGCACUGUAAUCACUGUAUUAGAAGUGACUAUGUUGUCCCAUCUCAUCAUUUCCAGGAAAUAACCUUGGCAAGGCCUUUAGGGUCUCACAUGGCUAGCCAUGACCUUUUAUCAGAUUCACUCUGUGCUCCAGUUUCUCUCUACCUGGGACGGUCAGUCAUUCUCCUAACUCCAUAGCCAACACCUCAAUCUCAUUCUCCAUCUAAUCAGUAAAAUAAGUAAUGCAUCUAUCUAAAAAUGUUGUAGCGUGUUUCUUGUGAAGUAUAAAGUGCCCAAAGCUCUAUUUCUGGAAUAUUUAUGGAUGUUUUGUAUCAUGUAAGAGCCCUGAUAGUGCAGUUGUUAAGAACUCAGCUGCUAACCAAAAGGUCCGCAGUUCCAAUCCACCAGCAGCUUCUCGGAAACCCUGUGGGGCAGCUCUCCUCUGUCCUAUGGGGUCGCUAUAAGUUGGAAUCGACUCGAUGGCAGCCGGUUUGGUUUUUUGCUUUGUAUUGUGUGGCAAUGAAGAACGAGAACUACUUGGAAGAACUAUCAAAUGUAAGUUGCCAUAGCCACGAACACUUAACAGCAUUGGCCGUGGAGUAGGUAGUAUUUAACCUGGCGGUAUUUACCUAAUGGUAAAUACCAGAACAAGAUUGUUUUUUAACUGUAACUUUUUAAUAGCUUGUUUAAUAAUAUUUAAUGACGUUGACCUGGUCCUUUAUUCCUA
Molecule: messenger RNA, 4616 nt
Organism: Loxodonta africana (African savanna elephant)
Lineage: Eukaryota; Metazoa; Chordata; Mammalia; Proboscidea; Elephantidae
Gene: GK
Product: glycerol kinase
Exons: 22
Coding region: 160-1923 (587 amino acids)
Biological process (GO): phosphorylation; glycerol-3-phosphate biosynthetic process; glycerol metabolic process
Cellular component (GO): mitochondrion
Molecular function (GO): glycerol kinase activity
Source: RefSeq, a predicted model, not a curated record